CAAAAACUGUUCAGUUUCUUUGUUAUUUAAUAAAAGUGUUUUAAGUGAAGGAAUAACUAGAACGCUCGUGAUUAAAUAUGACAGGGUACUGUCAUUACAAAAUAUCGGCAGGGCACUCUUUUUUAACAGCAGCUGACAAGUUUGCAUUCAAAACAAACUUUAUUGAAGAUUUACGCAUUAAACAAAAAAUAAGUAUUAUAAAUGAAUGCAGUAAUUGCAUUGUGUAAUUUUUGCCAAGCACAUGGACCAUGUCCAAUAUUCUGCACAUUGACGUUACGCUCAAAGCUUGAUGAUUUACAUCUUGACCAACAAAUUAAUAAUAAGCUGUGUGCAGCUUGCAAUUCUUUGGGUCAGUCCAAUGCAUUGUACAGCAAGGAUACCGAAAGCGGUGCUACAUUUUUAAGUACACAGACUGCUGCUCUACCGGAAGUGGCCACACUUGUGAAAUAUGCUGCAAUACAAAGUUUAAGUUCAGAGAUAAAUUGCAACAAGGACGGCGGAUUUGUCUUUUUUGGUGACUCAACUCAGGGCCAUGUCUUAAGUCACACUUUUCAUGUUAGCGAUUUACAAGCGAGAGGAUUUUAUCAACUCUUUUCUAUUAUUAUAUUAAUGAAAGAUAAAUAUUUCUUGCUAAAUACAAAACCUUUUUUAGCUGAACAUUUGCGAAGAAUCUCAUCUGAAAUACAAGCAUCCGCGCACAAAAUAAAAGAAGAUGAAGAAGCUAAAGACUCACCUCGUCAGAGACGUUUAUCUGGUGCACAAUUGCUAGUACAAACGCCAAGAUCUCUUGUUGAACUGACUGGCGAAGAUAAUAUAUACGCAAUAUUACAUUCACAUUUUUCGUGGGUACUCUUAGCUGGUUCGCGGUUUCUAACGGAACAUGUCACAUUCGGCAAUCUACCGUGGUUACCUCCACAAAGUAGUGGUCAACCGCCAAAACAACGAUUAACGUAUAAUAUAACAACUUUACCAAUGAUACAGAAAUUCGAAGAAACCCUUGACGAUCCUGAACAAGAAGAAUUCUAUUCACUGCGUCACAUUAAACAAGUUGUGAGAAAUGAUUUAUUUACUACAGUUUGCUAUUGUGCACUUACAGGGGUUAAGAUUAUAGUACGUGGUUCCCCGGAACGUACUUUUAAUUUUAUGCUUUGUCUAAGAAAAUUAUUACCCGACAAAAUGCACAACUUGAUGCGUAUUGACGCACAGCAUCAGCACUCCAUUAGUUCAGAUUAUAAAAUAAUAUCUGUGUCUAAUGAAAUACCCGUUCCAAUCGCUUGCAGUUCCGUGUUGCGCAUUGACUACUUAGACAAAUCAAUGGAUGGAUUUGAAGUUUCAGUAAAAUGGCCUGGCGAAUUACCUAGUAAAUGGCCCGAUUUAAUGGUUAAACUAAUUAAAGCAGUCAAUGAGACGCGCUUUACAGAGCUGGUAUUAAAUAAACAGACUAAAGUUUUGAUCGAAGAAUGGAAAAAUAAAAUAAUUUGCUUAAACCGUGCAAAGUCAACAACAGGGCAAACUAAACUUAAAAAGGUCCUUGGAAUCCAGCCACAAGAUCAGCCUUUAAUAAAUUAUUGGAGCGCACAUCUUGCUUAAUAUAUAAAUUUUAUAUUUGAAAAUUGUAAAUACAUU
This is a messenger RNA of Teleopsis dalmanni, 1626 nucleotides long. RefSeq names its product folliculin-like. Gene Ontology annotation, biological process: positive regulation of transforming growth factor beta receptor signaling pathway; negative regulation of transcription by RNA polymerase II; positive regulation of TORC1 signaling. Lineage: Eukaryota; Metazoa; Arthropoda; Insecta; Diptera; Diopsidae. Gene Ontology annotation, molecular function: GTPase activator activity. Bases 202 to 1590 code for a protein of 462 amino acids. The record is from RefSeq and is a predicted model, not a curated record. The transcript is spliced from 6 exons. Gene Ontology annotation, cellular component: cytosol.